Vicugna pacos (alpaca) is the source of this 1806-nucleotide messenger RNA. Lineage: Eukaryota; Metazoa; Chordata; Mammalia; Artiodactyla; Camelidae. The record is from RefSeq and is a predicted model, not a curated record.
ACCCCGAACGAGCGAAGAGUAGCUGCAGCGGUGCCCGCCCCCUCUCUCCGCCCCUCCGGCGGAGCUGGUCUCCGGCAGGGCACCGUCGCGGGCCCCCCUGGCCCGGCCACCUGGGACUGUGCUGGGGAGUCGGCCACCUCCCUCUCUCCCCUCGCCGCAAAGUUUGAGGCGAAGCCGGCGCCAGGGUAGAGCGCACCCCCGGGGGAGAUCAGGGAGCGCCCGAUGCCUGGCGGCAGGAGCCGUUGACCCGGGACGCCGCCGUCCGGGACAGGAGCGCGGGGCAACCGACCAGCCCGCCGCCUCCGGUGCAUGGGGCCCGGCUGAGGAGCCAGCAUGGGCAACUGCGUGGGGAGACAGCGCCGGGAGAGACCGACCGCCCCAGGACACCCCCGCAAGCGAGCAGGUGACAGUGCUGCUGACUCCAUGAUGCCGAGCGGUGUGGUGUGGCUCUAGAGCUCCUGCCACACAUCAAGACGCAAUGAGCCCCUGAAGAAGGAGCGGCUGAAGUGGAAGAGCGACUACCCGAUGACGGACGGGCAGCUGCGGAGCAAGCGGGAUGAGUUCUGGGACACGGCACCCGCCUUCGAGGGCCGCAAGGAGAUCUGGGACGCCCUCAAGGCUGCCGCCUACGCGGCCGAGGCCAACGACCACGAGCUGGCUCAGGCCAUCCUAGAUGGAGCCAGCAUCACCCUGCCUCAUGGCACCCUCUGUGAAUGCUAUGAUGAGCUGGGCAAUCGCUACCAGCUGCCCAUCUACUGUCUGUCACCACCCGUGAACCUGCUGCUGGAGCACACGGAGGAGGAGAGCCUGGAGCCCCCUGAGCCCACCCCCAGUGUACGCCGAGAGUUCCCGCUAAAGGUGCGCCUCUCCACGGGCAAGGACGUGAGGCUCAGCGCCAGCCUGCCCGAUACGGUGGGGCAGCUCAAGAGGCAGCUGCACACCCAGGAGGGCAUCGAGCCAUCCUGGCAGCGAUGGUUCUUCUCCGGAAAGCUGCUCACAGACCGCACGCGGCUCCAGGAAACCAAGAUCCAGAAAGAUUUUGUCAUCCAGGUCAUCAUCAACCAGCCCCCGCCACCCCAGGACUGAGAAGCCCAUGGAUCCCUGGGCAGAGAGGCCAAGGAGGGUGUCUGCAGGGCUGAGAGGCCUCCCAGCUGGAGCACUAGGCCCCCCAACCCUGCCGCUGCCUUCAAGAGCUGUUCUUUUCUUUGGGAGUGCCUCCCCGUGUACGGCUGCUGGGCGAGCCCUGAGGGGACCUUGCUUCCCAGGGACACUAUGGGCCACCAGUGCCCAGCACCCAGGAAGCAGUGUGCUGCCACACGCAGGCCUUGCCAGCCUUAUCAGAGAAAAGGCAAAUCACGGCCCUCCACCCUGCCUCUCUCCCGUGGCAGGUUCGAGCCAUGAGGGCCAACCUGGAGGCUCCUGGAGCCCAGAUCUGUCAUCUGGUGCUGGCGGCUGUACUCACUCCGGUUUUCUGCUCAGGGUCUGAAGCAGCUGCUGUCUCCCUCCCCUGCCCCUACCGUGACUCUGUCCUGGGCACAGUGCCAGUCCCCUGGAGGGGAGGGGACCACAUGGGAGCCCCAGGGGCGGGGAGCCUGAGGCCGGCCUCUGCCUCUCCCAGCCCCCAGAACAAUUGGCAGAAAUGAGCCGGUGGCCGGAUGGCUGGGCUGUUGUGGCAGGGGUCUGCGUAGGGCCAUCUCCUGGCUGUAACCCUUGCGGUGGGGGGUCUGCAGCCUGGUCAUGGCCCCACAGCAGGUCCCUGUGUACAGACAUAUCUGCAUAUUUAUCAAUAAAGCCUUUUGCUCCUUC